This is a messenger RNA of Nomia melanderi (Alkali bee), 2190 nucleotides long. Its product is annotated as sphingosine-1-phosphate phosphatase 2. The record is from RefSeq and is a predicted model, not a curated record. Gene Ontology annotation, biological process: sphingosine metabolic process. Gene Ontology annotation, cellular component: endoplasmic reticulum membrane. Gene Ontology annotation, molecular function: sphingosine-1-phosphate phosphatase activity. NCBI's taxonomy places the organism in Eukaryota, Metazoa, Arthropoda, Insecta, Hymenoptera, Halictidae.
AAAGCGACCAUAAAACGUAAUCGUCAGUCUCGCUCCGAAUACGGCGAGUUAAGGGAUGUAUAGCGUCUGUAAUGUGACCAUACGUGAUUUAAGCAGUGCUCCAUGACGUCUUGUGAAAUCAGUGAAGGCUAUUACAUCUUAAGAUGAUCUAUGAGAAGAUCUUUGACUUUGUAUUUAUUUAGAUGUUCAAUCUAAGCAACUACUGCGGCUUCACUUACUAAUGCCACUUCUUUCUACUUCAUUUGAAUGAAGUUUUUAAGUGAAUCAUGAAUAUUUUAUACACUGAAUUAACAUUCACGUGGCAGCUUUGUUUAUGAUCACAUGCACAGACUUUUUCCGUUUUUAUACUAACGCUUAUUAUUAUCGAUUCUAAGAAUUUAAUGUUGCCGCAUCCAGUGGACCGAUAAUGUUCCUCAGAAUCAUCAGAGAAAAUCUUACUCCUCCCGCGAUAACAGUAGUGCAGUAUACAUAAAAAAAAUAUGUGGUCGGAAAUCGUGGAAUACUUGAAAGACGCGUCUUUAGUCGCUGAAAUUCAGAAAGCUUUUGGCGUGAAAAUCCAUCAUAAGAGAAAUUUCAAAGAACAUUAUGAGGAGAACUCGGUUAAUGAGACGCGCGAAAUUACUUCUUCGGUGUUUGAACACGACUUAACUAGUUGUACGCGUGAAUCUGGAGAAUCAAAGGAGAACGGUCACGUUCCAUUUUUGAGAAAAUCCAUCAACGCAGCCGGUACCAGUGCUUCGAACGACGAACAGGAAGAAUUACUUUCUGUUUCUAAUGAUUCAAACUAUACCAUAACAAAUUACUUUUGGUAUUAUUUGUUUUUAUUUGGAACUCAAUUAGGAGAUGAAAUAUUUUACUCUACAUUUAUACCAUUUUGGUUUUGGAAUAUUGAUGGGGCAGUGGGUAGACGGGUUGUCUUAGUAUGGGCCAUCACUAUCACUACAGGUCAGAUACUAAAAGAUAUUAUACGUUGGCCAAGACCUGCGUGCCCACCAGCAAUUCGAUUGCAAUCAAAAUGGUCAGAAGAAUAUGGUAUGCCAUCUACUCAUGCCAUGAUUGGCGUAUCAAUUCCUUUCAGUGUAGUAUUAUUUACAAUGAAUAGAUAUAUUUAUCCUUUUUCUAUUGGUUGGAUGAUUGCUUUUCUUUGGUGUACACUUGUGUGUAUGAGCAGGCUUUAUUUGGGCAUGCACACAGUGUUAGAUAUUCUGGCAGGUUUAAUAUUAGCUAUCGCAUUAAUGAUUCCACUAAUACCCUUAGUGGAUAUAACAGAUUAUUAUUUUAUAUCGAAUUUUUGGGCUUUAGCAACCUUAAUUGCUAUAAGUAUAGUUGUGAUAGUCUAUUAUCCCACAAGCAACAGAUGGACACCAACCAGGGGUGACACAAGUAUGGUGGUGUCUGUUACUACUGGGGUUCAUGUAGGAGCAUGGCUUAAUUAUAAGACUGGGGCUAUGAUAACUCCCACAAAGGUUCCACCAUAUCAUAUUGUAUGGCCUUCAUAUGCAAUGCUUGAUUGCUUGAUACUUAGAACAAUACUUGGAUUUUGCAGCAUUCUUGUAACAAGAGCUGUUUGCAAAUCCGUUAGUUAUGGAGCAAUGUGUGCCAUAUUAAAAAUCAAUGCUAGAGACCUUAUGAAAAGUCAAAACUAUUCAGAAAAUAAAAAUAAGGUUCUUGUUGAUCUAGUCUAUAAAUAUCUAACUUGUUUCAUGAUAGGUUUAAAUACAGUGUACCUCUUGCCAAACAUUUUCACCAUGAUAGGAAUUGAACGACCAACAUUUUACACGGAAAUAUAAAUUGACUAUAGAUCUUAGUUAUCAGAAUGGUGUAAUACAUAUCUUGAACUUAAAUAAGCUAUGGAAUACGAUUACUAUUUUAGCAUAUGUUCCACAUUCCAAUACUAAUGCUUGUGAUAUAAUUUUUUUGUACAAAAAGAAAACAGUUGUAUGUAAUGUUACAAUUUGUUUUUAUAAUGUGUUUGUUGGAUAUUUUGUAAUAUUUCUUAUACCAAAAAGUAUAAGUUGAAUCUUCCAUAAUUGUUGAUUAGAUUCAAGUCACAGUUGUCUUGUUCAUAUACAAAUAUUGAUCGAUCUUCAUAAGCUUAAAAAUAAUUAUGCUAUUCACGCACAUCAAAGUUUUAUUGUUACGAAGAAAAAAAAACAGCAGAGAACAAGAUACUGCUUGUAUUUGUUUUUG